Messenger RNA from Orycteropus afer afer, 4065 nucleotides. NCBI's taxonomy places the organism in Eukaryota, Metazoa, Chordata, Mammalia, Tubulidentata, Orycteropodidae. The record is from RefSeq and is a predicted model, not a curated record.
GUGACCCGGGUGGGAAAGCCCUCCGCGUCCGCCAUUUUGGCUGCCUCUGUCGGUCUGUUCAGUUACCACGUGAACCGCCGACGGAGACCCGUUGGGAGGGGGGAGGCGGCGGCAGCGUUAAGUGAGAAAGGAAAAUAGAAGAGGGAAAAGGGGUGUCCGGCCAGGGUGACGCGGCGACACCCAAGGCCUAGGGGCAGCGGCGGAUCGGGGUAUUCAAGGCUGAAGCAGCCAGGGAACGGCGGCGGCGGCAGCAGUCAGACAAACAGACUGACCCAGCCGGGUGGUGGCGGGAGCAGCGGGAGGAGCCGGAACGAUGCCGGCCGUGAGCCUCCCGCCCAAGGAGAACGCGCUCUUCAAGCGGAUCUUGAGAUGUUAUGAACAUAAGCAGUAUAGAAAUGGACUGAAGUUCUGUAAACAAAUCCUGUCUAACCCCAAAUUUGCAGAGCAUGGAGAAACUCUGGCUAUGAAAGGAUUAACACUGAACUGUUUGGGGAAAAAGGAAGAAGCUUAUGAAUUGGUUCGAAGAGGUUUAAGAAAUGACUUGAAGAGUCAUGUGUGUUGGCAUGUUUAUGGCCUUCUCCAAAGAUCAGAUAAGAAGUAUGAUGAAGCCAUUAAGUGUUACAGAAAUGCGCUAAAAUGGGAUAAAGACAAUCUUCAAAUCUUAAGGGACCUUUCUUUACUACAGAUUCAGAUGCGAGAUCUUGAGGGUUACAGGGAAACGAGAUACCAAUUACUUCAGCUUCGACCUGCACAGAGAGCAUCAUGGAUUGGCUAUGCUAUUGCUUAUCAUUUAUUAGAAGAUUAUGAAAUGGCAGCAAAAAUUUUGGAAGAAUUUAGGAAAACACAACAGACAUCCCCUGAUAAAGUGGAUUAUGAAUAUAGUGAACUCCUUUUAUAUCAGAAUCAAGUUCUUCGGGAAGCAGGCCUUUAUAGAGAAGCCCUGGAACAUCUUUGUACCUAUGAAAAACAAAUUUGUGAUAAACUUGCUGUAGAAGAAACCAAAGGAGAACUUCUGUUGCAAUUAUGUCGUUUGGAAGAUGCUGCUGAUGUUUAUAGAGGAUUACAAGAGAGAAAUCCUGAGAACUGGGCUUAUUAUAAAGGCUUGGAAAAUGCACUCAAGCCAGCUAAUAUGUUAGAAAGGCUAAAAAUUUAUGAGGAGGCCUGGACUAAAUAUCCUAGGGGACUGGUGCCAAGAAGACUGCCAUUAAACUUUUUAUCCGGUGAGAAGUUUAAGGAGUGUUUGGAUAAGUUCCUAAGGAUGAAUUUCAGCAAAGGUUGUCCACCAGUCUUCAAUACUUUGAGAUCAUUAUACAAAGAUAAAGAAAAGGUGGCAAUCAUAGAAGAAUUAGUAGUAGGUUAUGAAACGUCUCUAAAAAGCUGCCGGUUGUUUAACCCCAAUGAUGAUGGAAAAGAGGAGCCACCAACCACAUUACUUUGGGUUCAGUACUACUUGGCACAACAUUAUGACAGAAUUGGUCAGCCAUCUAUCGCUCUGGAAUACAUAAACACAGCUAUUGAAAGUACACCUACGUUGAUAGAACUGUUUCUUGUGAAAGCUAAAAUCUAUAAGCAUGCUGGGAAUAUUAAAGAAGCUGCAAGGUGGAUGGAUGAGGCUCAGGCCUUGGACACAGCAGACAGAUUUAUCAACUCCAAGUGUGCAAAAUAUAUGCUAAAAGCCAAUCUGAUUAAAGAAGCUGAAGAAAUGUGCUCAAAGUUUACAAGGGAAGGAACAUCAGCUGUAGAGAAUUUGAAUGAAAUGCAGUGCAUGUGGUUCCAGACAGAAUGUGCCCAGGCUUAUAAGACAAUGAGUAAAUUUGGUGAAGCACUUAAGAAAUGUCAUGAGAUUGAGAGACAUUUUAUAGAAAUCACUGAUGACCAGUUUGACUUUCAUACAUACUGUAUGAGGAAGAUUACCCUUAGAUCUUAUGUGGACUUAUUAAAACUAGAAGAUGUACUUCGACAGCAUCCAUUUUAUUUCAAGGCAGCAAGAAUUGCUAUAGAGAUCUAUUUGAAGCUUCAUGACAACCCCCUUACAGAUGAGAAUAAAGAACAUGAAGCUGAUACAGCAAACAUGUCUGAUAAAGAGCUAAAGAAGCUACGUAAUAAACAGAGAAGAGCUCAAAAGAAAGCCCAGAUAGAAGAAGAGAAAAAAAAUGCAGAAAAAGAAAAGCAACAGAGAAACCAGAAAAAGAAGAAAGAUGAUGAUGAUGAGGAAAUUGGAGGUCCAAAAGAGGAACUUAUUCCUGAGAAACUGGCCAAGGUUGAAACUCCAUUGGAAGAAGCUAUUAAAUUUUUAACACCGUUGAAGAACUUGGUGAAGAACAGGAUAGAAACUCAUCUUUUUGCCUUUGAGAUUUACUUUAGAAAAGAAAAGUUUCUUUUGAUGCUUCAAUCAGUAAAGAGGGCGUUUGCUAUUGAUUCUAGUCAUCCCUGGCUUCAUGAGUGUAUGAUUCGCCUCUUUAGCACUGCAGUUUGUGAAAGUAAAGAUUUACCUGAUACAGUUAGGACAGUAUUAAAACAAGAAAUGAAUCGUCUUUUUGGAGCAACAAAUCCAAAGAAUUUUAAUGAAACUUUUCUGAAAAGGAAUUCUGAUUCAUUGCCACACAGAUUAUCAGCUGCCAAAAUGGUGUAUUAUUUAGAUCCUUCUAGUCAGAAGCGAGCUAUAGAAUUGGCAACAACACUUGACGAAUCCCUCAAUAACAGAAACCUCCAGACAUGUAUGGAGGUAUUGGAAGCCUUGUGUGAUGGUAGCCUAGGAGACUGUAAAGAAGCUGCUGAAGUUUAUAGAGCAAAUUGUCAUAAGCUUUUCCCUUAUGCUUUGGCUUUCAUGCCUCCUGGAUAUGAAGAGGAUAUGAAGAUCACAGUUAAUGGAGAUAGUUCUGCAGAAACUGAAGAACUGGCCAAUGAGAUUUGAACAUCUUAAAUAAGCAAAUGGAAUGACUUUGGACCAUAUCUAGUGUACAAUAUUUUUGUCACGCACCUGCUGCAUUGCUCUAACUUACACAGAAUGAGAGGAGUAAAUGUUCUUGCCUUCAAAUAGUGUUUUACUUUUUUUAUCCUGCUGAAAAAGUAUAUAUAAAAUAUCUAACAUAUUACAGGAUAUAGGUUCAGUUUCUUAAAAAAUUAAAAGCUGCUAAAAUUGAGAGGUUAAAAAAAAAAUACCUUAUCCUAUUCCUACCUACCCAUCCAUGUUUUUAAACUAAUUUAUAUAAAAUCUGGAGGCUGUUAACAGCUAACAAAGCAGGUGUGUGGCGGAAAUAUUACUUUAAAUUUGUCUUGUGAGAUUUUACUAUAUCUCAGACAGCAUAAAUGCUGUUUUAGCACUGGAUUCUUUCACUGAGCACAAAGAGUUGUUGGGGCUUUAGCAUCUGACUGAUUUUGUUACGGGGUUGAUUCUGACCAUAGGAAGUAUGCAAUGUGAAUCACUAUUUACAGAGAAACCUACAACAGAUCUUUGAGUUGUAGAAACUGGGACAUAUGGAUACCAAGCAGAAUUACUGAGAAACCUAGAGGGUGUUCAAUAUGCUUGUUGUGUUUCCAAAAUUCACUGUACAUGAUCAGUUUGGUGUUCUUGUACCACAGUUUUUAACUGAAGGAACCAGUUGGAACAAUCUCAAUUUUAACGAAAACUUGAAGAAAUAAAAUAACAAUGCAAACCUUUUCAGCAUUGUUUUGGCCAAACUUGUUAAAACUGUAAUGCAAGAACCAAACGCACUGUGAUGUGGCACCAACUAAUUAGCAAGCAUGAAUUUUCACCCCAGAGUGAAAAAAGAAAAUCUACCACGGCUUGAAGUUAAAGAGCAGAACUCCUGACUACCAUUCUAUGACUGAUCAAGAGACUAAUAGUAAAAAACCUCAGCAGGCCUUGUUCACGAUAUGCAGAAAAAAAAGUGCUGCAGUUUAGAUACCUCUGGAAUUUUUCCACAGUGUCACAGGUUUGUAAUACUUGAAGCCCUACAUUUCUAAGAAUAUAUUUCUUGCUCAGUUGUUUCAAGCAAGCCCAAGACUUUGUAAUUUUUAAAGGGCCCAAGAUUUUUUUUUUCUUCCUCAAUAACAGACCAGCUU